AUGACAACGGAAGAAUCAUCUUGUGUUGUAUCGGCUGAUGUUGAAGAGAUUGAAGAAAAUGACGAUAAUGAACAUGAAAAAGAAUCGGAUAUAGAAGCGCAAUUUGAAGAUAUUCAACAUGUUUUAAACAAAUAUGGUAUUCUCAUCACACCAUCAUCUGACAGUCCACAACCAUCACAACAUCUAUCAAUUGAAUAUUUUGAUUUUCUUCGUUAUGAAAUUAUGUAUGAAAUUUUAAAUGUUGAAAAACAAUUUGAACGAUUAAAAAAUCUUUUAUAUGAAGAUAGUGUAUCGUUAAUUGAUCAUAAAGUACAAUUAAUUCAAGAUGAACAAGCACCCGAAUAUGAACAUGAAUUACGAAAAUUGUAUAAUGAAAUGCAAAUUCGAUUAGAAAUAGCUAAACAACGACGUAAUAUUGAAUUACAAGCAUUAGAAAACAGUAGUACCAGUGAAUUAUUAAGUUUACAACAAACAUUAGAAAAUGAUAAAUAUAUAUUAAAAGAUGAAAUGAAAGAAGAUAUUGAAAGAAAAAUUAAUGAAUUAGAAUCAUUAAAAUCAAAAACACGUUUAUGUGUUCAUAUUUUACAAGAAAUGUUUCCACAAGAAAUUAAUGUAAAAAGACGUUUAGAUUCCAUAGAUGGUAGUACGAGACAGAGUGCAAUAACGAAGAAAAAACGAGGUUCAUCGUCAGCGACAACAAUUCAAUCAAAUACACAAGCAGUAUUUUAUCAACUAUCCGAUAUUGAUAUUCUUGAAGAUUGGUCUGUAAUUAAAAAAAGUUUAUCGAAAGAAGAGGAAGAAGAUGAUGAUGAUGAUGACGAGGAUGACGAUGACGAUGAUAAUGAUGAUGAUGAUGACGAUGACGAAGAGGACGUAUACAAUAAUAAUAAUGAUUGUGACACUAGAAUAAUUAUAAAUGAUUUUGAAAAUGAAGGUAGUGGUCGAAAUAGUAGUAUGACUUUGAACGAAGAUGAAGAAAACAGUAUAUAG
This is a messenger RNA of Didymodactylos carnosus, 990 nucleotides long. Lineage: Eukaryota; Metazoa; Rotifera; Eurotatoria; Philodinida; Philodinidae. The record is from the annotation of a GenBank genome assembly.